Messenger RNA from Rhododendron vialii, 903 nucleotides. RefSeq lists its product as uncharacterized. Lineage: Eukaryota; Viridiplantae; Streptophyta; Magnoliopsida; Ericales; Ericaceae. The coding region runs from base 1 to 903 and encodes 300 amino acids. The transcript has 4 exons. The record is from RefSeq and is a predicted model, not a curated record. Gene Ontology annotation, molecular function: nucleic acid binding.
AUGUUCUCUUAUGAUGACCCCCAUCUUUUCAAGUAUUGUCAAGAUCAAAUAGUGCGCCGUUGUGUUCCAGAUUCAGAUCAACGGAGGAUUCUUGAGUUUUGCCAUUCGGAAGCCUGUGGAGGCCAUUUCUCUUCUAAGAAGACUUCUGCCAAGGUUGGGAGUGUAUCUCGGGGGGACGAAAUGCCAUUGACUAACAUUAUGGUGAUUGAGAUCUUUGACUGCUGGGGCAUAGACUUCAUGGGACCUUUCCCCGUUUCUUUCGGCAACUUAUACAUUUUAUUGGCGGUUGAUUACGUUUCGAAAUGGGUAGAAGCCAUCGCAACACGUACUAAUGAUGCCAAGUACGGUAUCACUCACAAGGUCUCCACUGCUUAUCAUCCUGAGACGAAUGGACAAGCUGAGUUGGCAAAUAGGGAAAUCAAGCACAUUUUGGAGAAAACAGUGAAUCCGAACCGGAAAGAUUGGAGUCUUCGUUUGACCGAUACACUUUGGGCUUAUCGCACAGCAUACAAGACCAUCUUGGGAGCUUCGCCAGCACACAGAAAGCUCCAACUCAACGAGCUUGAAGAAAUUCGGAGAGAUGCUUAUGAUAACACUUCCAUUUACAAAGCAAAAGUCAAGGCCUUCCACGACAAGCGAAUUCAUCGGAAAGAAUUUGAGGUUGGACAAAAGGUACUCCUAUACAAUUCUAAGCUUCAUUUGUUUCCUGGUAAAUUACGUUCUCGUUGGGCGGGCCCUUAUGUUGUAGAACAUGUUUAUCCUCAUGGUGCUGUUGAUGUGGUGAAUCCAUUGAAUAGUAAAUCUUUUAAAGUUAAUGGCCAAAAGCUUAAACCGUUUCUUGGUACUUUUGAGGUUGGAGAGCCGAAUGAGGAGUUAAUCGAUCCAGUUUACAGGGUUGAUUAG